AUGUCCCGCGUGCCCGCCUGCCAAGGCUGGUGCCAAGGCCAAUUCAACUGCCAAGGCUGGUGCCAGGGCCAAAUCAACUGCCUGGCUGGGGACGGCCAGGUAGUAGACGUCGUCCGCCGCCGCCUCCGCCGCCCGCGUGCCUCCGCCCCGCUCAGCAAAAAAUCAGCAUUAUAUCAGGAGGUGCCACCAAAGCCGCAGCAUCUCCAAGCGCAAAAAUUCUUUUCGCACUGUGGAGCUGUGGGGUCGCCUCCGAUGAGGGCGGCGGCAUCGAGGCGUGCCUUGCAGCAGUGCACGCGGCAGCUCUCGUCGCUGGCGACGGUGACGGAGAAGGGCGCGGCGACGGCCGUCAACCUCAAAGCCGAUGGCCUCGCCGACCUGCCAAUCACGCUUCCGAUCCACAAGCGCGGAGAGACCGCAAUGGAGCCGCGCCCCGGCGCGACGAUGAUUGAGGCUUGCGAGUCGGUCGGGAUCAACGUGCCUCGGUUCUGCUUCCACGAGAGGCUGUCUGUGGCGGGCAACUGCCGGAUGUGCCUG
Molecule: messenger RNA, 534 nt
Organism: Emiliania huxleyi CCMP1516
Lineage: Eukaryota; Haptophyta; Isochrysidales; Noelaerhabdaceae
Product: NADH-ubiquinone oxidoreductase 75 kDa subunit
Exons: 3
Molecular function (GO): iron-sulfur cluster binding
Source: RefSeq, a predicted model, not a curated record